Molecule: messenger RNA, 276 nt
Organism: Cylindrotheca closterium
Lineage: Eukaryota; Bacillariophyta; Bacillariophyceae; Bacillariales; Bacillariaceae
Source: the annotation of a GenBank genome assembly
AUGAACUCGACAACUCCCGCCACCGACUGUAACAAUACUUCUACCAGCAAUGGGCCAUCUGUUGGUCAGCAAUCAGUAAUGAGCGCAACGAGCUUUCCAUGGCCAGCUCAUACUGCCUUUCCCUUUGAAACAUUGUUGCUUGACAACGACGAGGAUGACAGUGUUUCUUCUUCCGGACGACUCUUUGCUAUCCUUGACGAAGCCAUCAAAAUUGUGACCAGCGAUGAUCUUCCCUCCCAUGAAACAAGAAACCACGACGAUGAACUGCGUCAGUGA